This is a messenger RNA of Fusarium keratoplasticum, 519 nucleotides long. RefSeq lists its product as uncharacterized. The record is from RefSeq and is a predicted model, not a curated record. The transcript is spliced from 2 exons. Bases 1 to 519 code for a protein of 172 amino acids. NCBI's taxonomy places the organism in Eukaryota, Fungi, Ascomycota, Sordariomycetes, Hypocreales, Nectriaceae.
AUGUCACGCGCUCGGAAAACUAAAAACCCCAAGCGGCGCAGAAGAGAGCGCAGGAAGCGUAUUCUCCGAGAAUACUGCGCUCUUGUCGAACAGCAGGCUGCCCAGGCCGAUGGCGCUGAGCAAGAUAGCGCGGAACCACCCACCACUUCUCUACCCUCGGACAAAGACGCACCCGUCCCAGAGAACGCAUCCACAGCAGAACAGAAGACGCCUUCAUCGGAGACUAAGCGGCAGUGCAAGCACCGCAAACUCCCUGACCGCCUCUACUAUCAUCGCCCUGGCAAGAUGGAGCGCCAGUAUCUGGGCUUCCAGCGCCGCGUCAAAUCCGCCGUUGAUGAGAAGAUUGCAAAGGGGUCCGCCGCCCUCGACAAGUGGAAGCGGGAUGCCGGUGCCUUCAUGGACAAGUUCAAGCGCAAGGAAGAGCAGGAGCGAGAAGACCUAGAUCGUGACCUGUGCCGCAUGCGACGAAACCACAGCACGCGGCUUGACAUUCACGAAAGACGGAUCAACCGCCUGUAG